This is a messenger RNA of Cariama cristata (Red-legged seriema), 2016 nucleotides long. RefSeq names its product chromosome unknown open reading frame, human C20orf194 (gene DNAAF9). Lineage: Eukaryota; Metazoa; Chordata; Aves; Cariamiformes; Cariamidae. The coding region runs from base 1 to 2016 and encodes 671 amino acids. The record is from RefSeq and is a predicted model, not a curated record. The transcript is spliced from 23 exons.
AUGGGGCGUGGGGACGUGUCAGAUGAUAGCCUUGGUUCUGUGGGAGCUCGGGUGUCAGCUCAGAGUUGUCAUGAGAACAUUCAGACUCUCUGUGAACAUCUGCAAGCUUUUGAGCUCCACUGGGAGAUCCAGACAGCAGCUGUAAUUUGGCGUGUUUGUAGGAGCUGCAGCCGCCUUCGAAACAUUCAGAGUAUCCUGACACAGAGCAGCAAAUCUCAACCUGAUGGAAUCCUUUGCAUUUUGGGAAUCGAUAGUCGAUACAAUGAAGGUUGCAGGGAACUGGCAAACUAUCUGCUUUUUGGCUUAUAUAAUCAGAAUAACAAUGACUUUGAAAGAACUGGGUUUCCUGAAGAAGUUCUUGAUGAUAUAAUCAUAUUAAUAAAACCUGACAGUGUCCAUCUGUACUGUAACCCUGUGAAUUAUAAUCAUCUUUUGCCAUAUGUGGCAUACUGGAGGAACUUGCAUUUUCACUGUCUCACUGAAAAUGAGUAUGAAGAUGAAGAAGCUGCAGAGGAAUUCAAAAUUUCCAGCUUUGUAGACAUGGUUCGAGAUUGCAGUCGCAUUGGUAUUCCCUACAGCUGCCAAGGUCAUCUGCAGAUAUUUGAUAUGUUCAUUGUUGAAAAGUGGCCAAUAGUGCAGGCUUUUGCGCUGGAAGGAAUUGGGGGUGAUGGCUUCUUUACAAUGAAAUAUGAAUUAAUGGAUGUCAGUGUUGACUUGUGGAAGACGUACAGCAAAAUGGAUCCUGUUUCCUUGCAGGACUUGCUCUUUGAGGAUUUAAUGAUUUUUGAGCACCAGUGGACCAACUUUUUUGCUAAUUUUGAUACUGAAAUUCCUUUCAUUCUGGAGCUAUCGGAAUCUCAGGCGGGGGAGCCUUUCAGAAGUUAUUUCAGUCAUGGAAUGAUCUCGAGCCAUAUAACAGAUAACAGCCCUAGCCGGCAGCCCUUUGUUCUGUUUGGUAGCCACUCAACUAAGGAAAACUUGAACUCUGGUAACUUUAAUUUUCCAUCAGAAGGACAUCUUGUUCGAAACACUGGCCUUGGUGGAAGCACUGCUAAGCAUAUGGUAGUGCAGUGUGUAUCUCCAAAGGGACCUCUGGCUUGUUCAAGGACCUACUUUUUUGGAACCACUCACAUUCCUUUCCUGGGAAAUGACAAUGAGAUGCACAAGCAAGCUGAACAAGUUACGCUGUUGUCGCAAAUAUAUACUGCUGUUGUAGAGGCUGUGCUUGCUGGCAUUGAGUGCUAUGCUAAAACUUCCACUGAAUCCAAGGCAAAGGAGGUCGCAGAGCAGAUGCUCCUGUCUGUGUUGGAUACCCUUCAUUUAACACAACUUAAAACUGCAUUACGCUCCAAAAUCAAUUUUCAAAUUCAGGCUGUGAAUAAUCAUGGAAGAAUUACUCCAUUAGAUGAUGAGGAUAGCCUGAGUUUGAUUAAAACGGCGUCUAUGAUGGUAUUUGACAUUCCAGAUUUGCUCACAGGAAGAGGAUGCUUGGGAUCUGUUGUCUUUUCAGAGUCCUUUCUAACAUCACAGAUACAAGUAAAAGAAAAAGAUGGCAGCAUUAAUUCAGAAACCAGCCACAUAAUACUGACUGCAGCUAUCCCAAGAUAUGCUUCUUGGCUGGUUGAAGAUAGCGAUGUGAAACUGUCUGAAAAGGCACAGAAUAUAUUGAAGGAAGACAAAUCUUUUCUGGGCACUUUACUCACUGGAGGCGAUGGAGCAUAUAUUUAUUCUAGCAAUCCACAGGCCAUGCCUGCAGAAGGCAAAUUGUACUUCUUUUCAGAUGGCAUUCUCUUUUCUGAUCCCCACCAUGGCAGCAUUUCAAUUUCAAAGAACCAUAUGAGUUCCAUUUCUCUCUAUGAUGGGGAUUCAACCAGUGUUGUUGCUGCUCUCUUUAUAGAAAUCAAAAGUUCCUUGCUUGCUCACCUACCAAUUGAAUUCCAUACCCGAGACAACUUUUUGAUGAUUGCACUUUUCCCCAAAACAAAGAUUUAUAAAGCUUUUUAUUCACAGGUAUAG